This is a messenger RNA of Aspergillus luchuensis, 2958 nucleotides long. Its product is annotated as putative mucin family signaling protein Msb2. The record is from RefSeq and is a predicted model, not a curated record. Bases 1 to 2958 code for a protein of 985 amino acids. Gene Ontology annotation, molecular function: osmosensor activity. NCBI's taxonomy places the organism in Eukaryota, Fungi, Ascomycota, Eurotiomycetes, Eurotiales, Aspergillaceae. Gene Ontology annotation, biological process: hyperosmotic response; signal transduction involved in filamentous growth; establishment of cell polarity. The transcript has a single exon. Gene Ontology annotation, cellular component: site of polarized growth; extracellular region; cell surface.
AUGAUUGCGCCCACGACUUCGUUGUUGGCCGCGUUCCUGUCCUUGGGCGGCCUCGAGCUCGUCGCAGCCCGGGAGGCAGGACAGGUCCGGGACUUGGGAGCGCGUGAGGUUAGCUCCGCCGUUCCUGGUUCCUCCCAGCCCGUUACGCCUGUCGAGUUGACAACCAGGUCCGAAACGAGCACGCAUGAUUCAGCGCCCACCUCGGACAAUGAACAAACAAGCCCGAUCGUUGACCCUUCACCUGCUGUUAUCGUUGUUCCUGUAACCAUUUCCGUGGACGCCAAUGGUGUUACGCAUACUAUCGUGGGCACGGCACCCAACGUUCCCGGUGCUUCAACGACAACUAGCUCUACCCUUGAGCGUGCAGAGAGUACCCCGGCGGCAGCUGCUGCUACUUCGACGGCGAGCGCGACAACAUCCGACAAGGAUUCAACUACCAGUGACUCGGAAAAGCAGAAGUCUACCUCCGAAUCCGAGAAGCACACUUCCGCGUCUGAAUCGUCAGCGAAACCAGAGGCAGCUUCUUCGUCAGCAGCAGCAACGACGGCAGAGACAGCUUCUUCGUCGGCCGCAGCGGCCGCAGCAGCAGCUACUACAUCUAGCCAGAGUUCGUUGGCUGACUCCUGGGAGAGCUUCAUUUCAAGUAUCUUGGGGUCCUCUACCAGCACCAGCGCAACCUCCACGGCCAGCACUACCGCAUCGCCAGCCGAGUCCAGCUCUGCAACCCCCGCUCCCGCUUCAAGCUCUGCUGGCGUCAUUGUAGAUGUCACGUCAAGCAAGAGUUCUACAAGCGAUAGCUCGACGACUUCGGAGAGUUCUACGGCUAAGGAUUCCACCACUCAAAGCUCAUCCAGCCCAGCAUCCUCGACCCCUGCUUCCACUACGGAGUCUUCGGCCGAGGCUUCGCAGUCGGAAUCUGCCACUCCUAGCUCGAAGGCAGAGACUUCGAGUCAGCUUAUCACUAGCCAGAGCGCAUCUGCCCAGAGUUCUUCCGCUCAGGUCCCUCUGGCUGAGUCUACUUCGAAGUCCGAGUCUUCAACCCAGAGCUCCUCGAGUCAGGUCACAUCUGUUCAGGCCACCUCGUCAGGCGCAGCCUCUCAGACUACUGGGUCAGCAUCCUCGAGCCUCAUCCCGUCUGCAUCUGAAGACGUGACCUCUUCUUCUUCCACCCCCUCAUCAUCAGGAGGUGUCCUCGGCUUCCUCUCGGACCUCUUCCCUACUACCACCACUUCCAGCGGAUCUGCCUCUGCUACUAGCAAGAGUGCAAGCGAGUCUGCCGACUCCAGUGCUUUCCCUCUGAGCCUCCCUACCAUCUCCGUUAGUGUUCCUGUGGUUACGCCUGCCUCAUCUUCUGGAUCGGUCAAUAUUGUUUCUGCCCUACUUGGCACAUCCUCAGGCGCUUCCUUGGAACCUUCGGCUAUUAGUCUGGGUAUCUCGGCCACUUCGACGGCUCUUAUUCCCGGGGCUUCCAGCGGAACCCAGAGCUCCUCAGCGGGAGCCUCGACUCCUAUCAUCAGUGGUGGCAUUGUCAUCAUGCCCACUUCGACUGAAUCUGCUUCUGCUUCCGUCUCAGGAUCUGCCUCGACGGGUCUUUUUGGAACCACUUCUGAAUCAGCAUCUUCUUCAUUGGCUUCUGGAUCCGCCUCUGGAUCUGCAGGCGUCAUUCCUACAUCGGUGUCUGGGUCUGUAUCUGGAUCUGCGGGACUGUUCCCUACGUCGGCGUCUGGAUCCGUUUCGGGAUCUGCAGGUGUUAUUCCUACAUCGGCUCCUGGCUCUGCAUCUGGAUCUGUGUCGGGAUCUGCUUCUGGAUCCGUUUCCGGCUCUGCCAUUGGCACCAGCUCUGCAUCCAAGUUUACCUCCAUUUCUGGCCCUGCCUCUUCAAUACCCUUGAUCACAUCCACCAAGGAGUCCUCGGGUCUGGUAUCUGCGACGCCUUCCUAUGCCCCGUCCACUACCAGCAAGGAAACGCCCACGCCUAUCGCACAACCAACCACGACGACCACCUCGGCCGCUGAGACGACUGUAGCCCCCAAACCGACCACAACCACCUCCGAUUCUGACAACUACCUGCCGUCAAGCAUUCUCGUGGUUGAGCCCACGACUACUACGUCACUGAGCACGGGCACAGCUACCCAUUCGAGUACCAGCACUGCUGCUCCUCAGCUUCCUGGAUCGAUCUCUCCUUCUGGUGGUCUUCCCGAACAGCCGGCCAACGAUACCUUGGUCCAAAUCGGAUUCAAUGGCAAACUGCGCUGGAGCUUUGUGGCCACAACGCCCUUGUCUUCCUCCCAGAUCUUCAUGUAUGUUCCCGAGGGUAUGGGCUACGCGUUGCAGCUCAAUGACUCUGACGUGGUCAUGUACGACCUCCAACCCUACGACAACUCGGCAAGCACUGGCUACAUUGCUACCGUUGCGCUGAUGUAUAUCCCUUCGGAUGACGUUGACACCCUGAGGAAGAUGCUCCACAACCCCAUUUCGAGGCUCUACGAGCAGCCCAACGAGACGGUCAAGACAUUGAUGGCCAUGAUCGACCCUUCCAUCCCUCUUCUGGUGGGCGAGUCGGGUUCUUCCAGUGGCAGCUCGUCCAACAGCGGUGGAUCGGGUAGCAGCAGCAGCAACGGCGAUGGCAGUGACGGUGGCUACGACCAAAGCGAUGCUGGUACCAGCUCAUCUGGAACCACCAAGGCUAGUGCCGUUGGUAUCGGAUGUGGUGCUGUGGCCGGUGCUGCAGCAUAUGGUGCUGGUAUGUUCUGGGUUGCGCGUCGGUACCGGAAGAAGCGCCAGUUGCACCAGCGCUCCCCCUCGAGCGUCGACCAGAUGAGCGAAGGCCGCGGCGCUGGGUCCGUCUUCGGCGCAGGUGGCCGUCUCUCCCGCAACAGCCAGAACAGCCGGGGCACUGGCCGCACCCAGAUGAUCAGCGCGCCGGUGAUGGCCGAGAACUCGCUCGGCUGGAACUAA